AUGGCUCGCUUUGCAGCCAUCGUGGCGACACUCGCCUCUACGGCUUCGGCCGCCCGCAUGGCGGAACCGGCCUUGAAGAAGCGAGGGGAGGUCUGCGAGACCAAUGAACAGUGCACUGCAGAUCUCCUGUGUAUGGUGGGUGAGGCAAACUACACAUGCCGAGAGAGGCAUUCCAAGAUCGCAGGAGAGCCCUGCAAAGCCGGGGCAGAGUGCGUGGAGGGAACGCGGUGCGUCGGCAACGACCAGGGUCGCUCGUGCAGACCUGGACUGGGGGGCCAACUGCACAAGGAAGUGGUCCCCGUUCUCAAGCGAGUGCUGGGAACAGUAUCGUUCGGUUGCUUGCCGGCAGGACUCCACUGGCCGCCAUCGCUGCUGCAUCAAGGGCCUCAUCGACAGCGAAAGUUCGGGCAAGAGCGAGAACAGGCCCUUGAAUGGGGAUGCCUCCACUUGCUGCAGCGGCAAGACGUUCCACCUCGCAAAUCUGCGGAGCCGUCCCGUGCGAAAGUCCACAUUCUCCGGGCAUGUGAAACACGGAGGAGGCUUCUCGUCCGCGUGGAGCAGCGUCAACCUGGGAGCGGACUACUGCAAGGUCUUCUGAAUCUUGGCCCGGCGGAAAAUCGUCGGUGGGACACCGGCCGCGGA
Symbiodinium natans is the source of this 642-nucleotide messenger RNA. Lineage: Eukaryota; Dinophyceae; Suessiales; Symbiodiniaceae. The record is from the annotation of a GenBank genome assembly.